UAAAAAGGCCCUCGUCGUCGUCUUCGAAACCCUCUGGUUCCUGCGAUUCGCUACGCUUUGAGAAGAUGUCGACGCUGACGUUUCCCCCUUCGCUUCCGCCGCCGGCCGAGGACAGCGAGCGGCUUCACAUAGCCAUCCAAGGAUGGGGCACCGACGAGGGCUUGAUCAUCUCCGUCCUCGCCCACCGCCCUUCCCGCCACCGCCGCGAGAUCCGUCGCACGUACGGUGAGAUCUACGGUGAUGACCUACUCAAGUCGCUCGACAAGGAACUCACCCGGCACUUCGAGAGAGCGGUGAUGCUGUGGAUGCUGGAGCCAGCUGAGAGGGACGCUAUGCUGGCGAACGAAGCCGCGAUGAAAUGGAACCCCAGCAACCGGGUAUUGAUCGAGAUAGCGGUGGCGAGGACAGCGGAUGAGCUGUUUGCAACCAGGAGGUGGUACCAAACUCGAUUCAAGCGAAGUCUUGAGGAGGAUGUUUCCGCGCAUACUCAUGGGGAUUUCAGAAAACUCCUUGUACCACUUGUAAGCUCAUACCGCUAUGAAGGAGCUGAAGUUAACAUGGCCUUGGCAAAGUCAGAGGCGAAGAUACUGCAUCAGAAGAUAAAGGAUAACGAUUGCAGUCAUGAAGAAGUAAUUAGAAUCCUUACUACGAGGAGCAAAGCACAACUUUCUGCAACAUUCACUGACUACAAAAAUGAGUUCGGUAAUCCAAUCAAUAAGGACUUGAAGUCUGAUCCAAAAGAUGAGUUCCUUUCGGCGCUGAGGGCGAUCAUACGCUGCAUUGCACACCCUGAACGAUAUUUUGAGAAGGUCAUACGUCUUGCUAUGAACAGAGUUGGUACAGAUGAGGAGGCCCUUACUAGAAUCAUAACUACUCGAACUGAAGUUGACAUGAGGCUAAUAAAAGAGUUGUAUUAUAAACGCAACAAUGUGCCACUUGAUCGCGCGAUACAGAAGGACACUAGACGAGAUUACAAGGAUUUUCUGCUCGCAUUGAUUGGGCAUGGAGAUGCCUGAGUUUUUGCACGUUAUAUUAUCGAUUCUAGCACUAACUUAGUGCUAGGCAUGAAUAAUAGUUUGACGUGAUCUAAGCGAAUCCUGAGAUGCUUUGGCUUUUUUAUUUUCGUGCUUGUAGGAUCAAACUUUGCAAUUCGUAUGCUAUGAUGUUUGUCAGCGUUUGUCUUGUCAUUUUGUCUAAGCAUUAUGAUAUCUACGAGUGUUUGACUGAUCUUUUUGUCUAA
Zingiber officinale is the source of this 1240-nucleotide messenger RNA. RefSeq names its product annexin D2-like. Lineage: Eukaryota; Viridiplantae; Streptophyta; Magnoliopsida; Zingiberales; Zingiberaceae. Gene Ontology annotation, cellular component: cytoplasm. Bases 66 to 1016 code for a protein of 316 amino acids. The record is from RefSeq and is a predicted model, not a curated record. Gene Ontology annotation, molecular function: calcium-dependent phospholipid binding; calcium ion binding. The transcript is spliced from 5 exons.